AUGAAGGGCAAGGAGGAGAAAGAGAAGGAGGGCGGCGUCGGCGGCGUCGGGGGUCUGCCCGGGGGAGGCGGCGGAGGAGGCGUCGGGCCGGGCCUGGGCCUGGGCCUGGGCGUCGGCGGCGUCGGGGGGGUCCUGGCGGGCGGCAGCCCGGAGAAGAGCCGCAGCGCGCAGGAGUACAAGGAGCAGGGCAACCGGCUCUUCGUCGGCCGCAAGUACCCGGAGGCCGCCGCCUGCUACGGACGGGCCAUCAACCGGAAUCCGUUAGUGGCCGUCUACUACACGAACCGUGCCUUAUGCUACCUGAAGAUGCAGCAGCACGACAAGGCCCUGGCCGACUGCAAGCACGCCCUGGAACUGGACAGCCAGUCGGUGAAGGCCCACUUCUUCCUGGGGCAGUGCCAGAUGGAGAUGGAGAACUACGACGAGGCCAUUGCCAACCUUCAGAGGGCCUAUAACUUGGCCAAGGAGCAACGCUUGAACUUUGGGGACGACAUUCCCAGCGCCCUGCGGAUCGCCAAGAAGAAGCGCUGGAAUAACAUCGAGGAGAAGCGGAUCAACCAAGAAGAUGAGCUGCACUCCUAUCUCACCAAACUCAUCGUGGCCGAGAAGGAGAGGGAGUUAGAAGAAUGUCGGCGGGCGCAGAAAGAGGAGAACGUGGAUGAAAACCGGAGCCGGGCGCAGCUGGGGAACAUCGAAACCAAACACGAAAAGUACCUGGCAGACAUGGACGAGCUCUUCUCCCAAGUGGACGAGAAACGGAAGCGGGUCGGCCACUUUGACCCCGUGACCCGAAGCCCCCUGACCCAAGACCAGCUGAUCCCAAACCUUGCCAUGAAGGAGGUGAUAGACGCAUUCAUAUCAGAAAACGGCUGGGUAGAAGAGUACUGACUGAUCGAGGGUGGAGAGGCCGGGCCCGCCCGCCCCCUCAUGGCAGCCCUGGCCGUGGCAGCAGCGAAGGCACAUCACGGACUGCGCUCCGAGCAAGUCGGGCCGGCAACAUGCCUUACUCACCGUCUGUCCGGCUGUCUGUCUCCUUCCUUUCCCCGCUCUCGGUUACCAGAGCAGCAUCAGCUUUGCUAGAUUAGGGCACCGGAGGGCGAGGAAAGCCCGUGUCGUAGGGGACGUGCCCCGAGAAGCUCGCUGAAGCCCGGAACUCCUUCAGAAGCCGCAUCGGCACCUCAGGAGGACGCUUAGGCACCAAAACUGCGUCCGGCUCUCUGGCGAACACCGGUUUCCUGCUCACGCCCCUUCCUCGUGUCGCCGCGCUGCUGCCGAAGACCCAUCUCCCGCAAGCGGGGAAACCUGCAAACCGGCCGUGCACUUUUUCUCGCCCUUCCGUCCCCGCUUGCUUUGAGCUGUCAUUUCUCGCCUCCUCUCUCUCCCUCUGUACAAAGUUUUUGCAUUUUCCACAUUACAUUUCCUGUCUGUCCAGGAUAGCCGUUGUAAUCUUUGUAAAUAAAUAGUCUCUUGUUUCAGGGCAGGGGACUUUUAGACCUAAUCGUUAUCUCAACAUCGACUGGGAUUCGGGGUUGGGCUGGGUGGACGGUUCGCCCCUCCCGGAGCCGGGGUGGUAGGGGGAAGGUGGGUUCGCCUAACUUCUGGAGCCAUUUCCCCACAAGGCCUCUCAAUGAAAGUUCGUCGUUUUGUGCAACUUAAAACGAAACCCCUCCCCCCUUUAAUAAUGCCAAUAUGUCUUGGAACAUUUUGGGGGAUUGAGAGGAUUUGGGGGGGGGAUUUUAAGAAGGACGUGGCAGGCACCACUGUCUAGCUUCUGUGAGCUAUUUGCAAUGUCAUCCAUGCUGGUAAAUAAAUACGAGUAA
This is a messenger RNA of Gekko japonicus, 1820 nucleotides long. RefSeq names its product STIP1 homology and U-box containing protein 1, E3 ubiquitin protein ligase (gene STUB1). Gene Ontology annotation, molecular function: ubiquitin protein ligase activity; protein-folding chaperone binding. Bases 1 to 888 code for a protein of 295 amino acids. Gene Ontology annotation, biological process: proteasome-mediated ubiquitin-dependent protein catabolic process; positive regulation of proteolysis; protein quality control for misfolded or incompletely synthesized proteins. Gene Ontology annotation, cellular component: cytoplasm; Z disc. The record is from RefSeq and is a predicted model, not a curated record. NCBI's taxonomy places the organism in Eukaryota, Metazoa, Chordata, Lepidosauria, Squamata, Gekkonidae. The transcript has 6 exons.